Messenger RNA from Closterium sp. NIES-65, 2031 nucleotides. Lineage: Eukaryota; Viridiplantae; Streptophyta; Zygnematophyceae; Desmidiales; Closteriaceae. The record is from the annotation of a GenBank genome assembly.
AUGCUCUCUCAUGCACUCUCUCACGCUCCCUCACGCGCUCCCUCGCGCACUCUCAGGCACACUCUUACGCACUCCCUCUCUCGCUCUCUCUCGCGCACUCUCACCACAUUCUCUCUCUCUCUCUCUCUCUCUCUCUCUCUCUCUCUCUCUCUCUCUCUCUCUCUCUCUCUCUCUCGCACUCUCACCACAUUCUCUCUCUCGCAAACUAUCAGACGCAUUCUCUCUCUCACGCUCUCACGCGCACUCACAUGCACUCCCUCACGCGCUCUCUCAUGCUCACUCUCACGCGCACUUUCACGCACUCUCUCCUGUGCUCUCUCACGCGCUCUCUCACGCGCUCUUAUGCGCCCUCUUGCACUCUCUCACGCACUCUCUCGCGCGCUCUCUCAAGGCACACUCUCAGGCACACUCUCACGCACUCUCUCUCUCUCGCACUCUCUCUCGUGCAUUCUCACCACGUUCUCUCUCUCACGCGCACUCUCACGCGCUCUCUCACGCGCUCUCUCACGCGCUCUAUCAAGGCGCACUCUUAGGGGCACUCUCAGGCGCUCUCUUUCGCGCUCUUUUUCCCGCACGCUCACGUGCAUUCUCUCUCUUACGUCCUUCUCUCGUGCACUCUCACGCACAUUCUCUCUCUCAAGCGCUCUCUCACACCCAUUCUCUCUCUUACGUCCUUUCUUUCGCGCACUCUCACGCACAUUCUCCCUCUCAAACACUCUCUCACGCGCACCCUCACACGCUCCCUCACACGCUCUCUCAUGCGCUCUCACACGCGCUCUCUCACCCGCUCUCUCAUGCGCACUCUCACGCGCUCUCUCACGCUCCCUCACGCGCUCCGUCGCGCACUCUCAGGCACACUCUCACGCACUCCCUCUCGCGCUCUCUCUCGCGCACUCUCACCACAUUCUCUCUCUCGCGGACUAUCACACGCAUUCUCUCUCUCGCGCUCUCACAUGCACUCACAUGCGCUCCCUCACGCGCUCUCUCAUGCUCACUCUCAUGCGCACUUUCACGCACACUCUCAUGUGCUCUCUCACGCGCUCUCAUGCGCCCUCUCGUGCUCUCUCACGCACUCUCUCAAGCGCUCUCUCAAGGCGCACUCUCAGGCACACUCUCACGCACUCUCUCUCUCUCUCUCUCUCUCUCUCUCUCUCUCUCUCUCUCUCUCUCUCUCUCUCUCUCUCUCUCUCUCUCUCUCUCUCUCUCUCUCUCUCUCGUUCUCUCUCUCGCAUUCUCACCGCGUUCUCUCUCUCUCACGCGCUCUCUCACGCGCUCUCUCACGCGCUCUCUCACGCGCUCUCUCACGCGCUCUCUCACGCGCUCUCUCACGCGCUCUCUCACGCACUCUCUCAUGUGCUCUCUCACGCGCUCUCACGCACGCGCUCUCUUGCGCUCGCUCACGCGUUCUCUAACGUGCUCUCUCACGCGCUCUCUCACGCGCACCCUCACGCGCUCUGUCAUGCGCUCCCUCACGCGCUCUCUCACACGCUCUCUCACGCGCUCUCUUACGCGCUCUCUCACACGCUCUCAUAUGCGCACACGCUCUCCCUUGCGCUCCAUCUCUUUCUUCUUCAAAUGAAAAGGGAAGGAGAGGCGACGGCGAGGAGUAGGGAGAGGCGACCGCGGGGAGGAGCGAGAGGCAACGGCGGGGAGGAGGGAGAGGCGACCGGGGGGAGGAGGGAAAGGCGACGGCGGGGAGGAAGAGAGGCGACGGCCGGGAAGGAGGAGAUGCGACGGCGGGGAGGAGGAGAGGCGACGGCGGGGAGGAGGAGAGGCGACGGCGGGGAGGAGGGAGGCGACGGCGGGGAGGAGGGAGAGGCGACGGCGGAGGGAGAUGCGACGGUGGGGAGGAGGAUAGGCGACGGCGGGGAGAAGGGAGGCGACGGCGAGGAGGAGGGAGGCGACGGCCGGGAGGUAAGGGAGAGGAGAUGGCGGGGUGGAUGGGACGGAGUGAUUGUGAGGUGGGUUGGAGAGGUGUUAGCGGGUAGUGAGGGAGAGGAUACGGCUGGAUGGAGCGAGAGCGACAGCUAG